Marmota flaviventris (yellow-bellied marmot) is the source of this 3786-nucleotide messenger RNA. It is a transcript of the gene Khnyn, whose product is annotated as KH and NYN domain containing. Gene Ontology annotation, molecular function: mRNA binding; RNA endonuclease activity. NCBI's taxonomy places the organism in Eukaryota, Metazoa, Chordata, Mammalia, Rodentia, Sciuridae. Gene Ontology annotation, cellular component: cytoplasmic ribonucleoprotein granule; nucleus. The record is from RefSeq and is a predicted model, not a curated record.
UGGCAGAUGAGGGGCCCCAGAGUACAGCUCAGUACAAGUCCCUGGUGAGGAUUCAUUAAGAGUCUUGAAACCUGAAGAUUGCAGAGUACCCCGAGGAGAGAGACUCUUUCGAUUCCUGCUUACCUCCAGACGGAGCUGGCCCCCCACCCUUCCUGCUCAGGCCUGUGGUCAUUCUCCAGAGGGCAUCCGCCCAUCCCAGAUAGCCUUGUUUACCAUGACUUCUUCUUAGGAAGAUAGAAGGCCCAUGUUUGGAUACUCUGACACUCUUCCUACUGCCAAGAAGGACUCAGAUACUGGACAAGGGGAAGAAGCCAUGCCUACUUUGGGGGCUGGUUCUUCAACCCCUGACCGCUUUGCGGUGUCUGCGGAGGCAGAAGACAAGGUUCGGGAGCAGCAGGCCCGUUUGGAGCGCAUCUUCAGCGUGGGGAUGAGUGUCCUCCCUAAGGACUGCCCUGAGAAUCCUCACAUCUGGCUGCAACUUGAGGGCCCCAAGGAGAACGUCAGCAGAGCGAAGGAGUACCUGAAGGGUCUCUGCAGCCCAGAACUUCAAAAUGAAAUCCACUACCCCUCCAGACUGCACUGCAUCUUCCUGGGAGCCCAGGGUUUCUUCCUUGACUGUCUGGCUUGGAGCACAUCAGCCCAUCUGGUACCUCAGGCACCUGGUUCACUGAUGAUCAGUGGCCUAACUGAGGCCUUUGUUAUGGCUCAGAGCCGUGUGGAGGAGCUAGUGGGGCGGCUGAGCUGGGACUUUCAGCCAGGACCAUGCCCCAGAGCCUCUCAGAGUGCUGGAGUGCUGAGUGACUUCUCUGCCUUGCUGCAGCCCUGGGAGGAUGUCCACACAGAGGCCCUGCUGCAGCUGCCCCUGGCUGUUCAGGAGGAGCUUCUGAGUCUAGUGCAGGAGGCGUCCAGUGGGCAGGGGCCACAAGUGUUAACCUCAUGGCAGGGGAGAAGCCCAGACCUGCUGAGUACUCAGCAUUGGGGAGUCAGGGCUUUCCAGAGUGGAGGUGGGGAGUUGUUGCGCCCUGGAUCUGUGGGGUGCAGAGAAUCAAAAGGAGCAGAGGGAGGGAGUCAUACUAUUGAGAAGGAUCAAGGGAAACAAGGUGGUUCCAAGGAGAUGGAUUUGUGGUGGAAGGAGCUGCCUAAGGAAGAGGCCUGGGACAGAGAAGUGGCUUUCAGGCCAUAUUCAGCAGGUGGAGGGACAGGGGAAGAUGGGCCCCUGAAAAGAAAGGCCCUGGGAAAGGAGGGGGUACCUCAGGAAAGAGGUGGGUUUAGUGUCCAGGGUGAGUUUUCUGGUGCCCCUGGUCCCUGUCAGAGGACAGCUCAAACCCGGGGAGCUUCCCUUCUUCAGCGGUUGCACAAUGGAAAUGCCUCACCUCCAAGAGUACCUAGCCCUCCACCUGCGCCCGAACCCCCAUGGCCCUGUGGAGACCGGGGAGAUAAGCAGCAGGCCGUGGCUCGAGGUCGAGGGUUUCCUGGGAGACGAGGUACCCGUGGGGGCAACUUAGUGACUGGCACACAGCGUUUCCAGGAGGCCCUGAAGGAUCCUUUCACCUUGUGCCUUGCCAAUGUGCCUGGCCAGCCAGACCUCCGCCAUAUUGUCAUUGAUGGCAGCAAUGUGGCCAUGGUCCAUGGGCUCCAGCACUACUUCUCCAGCCGGGGCAUUGCCAUUGCUGUGCAGUACUUCUGGGACCGUGGCCAUCGUGACAUAACCGUCUUUGUGCCUCAAUGGCGCUUCAGUAAGGAUGCCAAGGUUCGAGAGAGUCACUUCCUGCAAAAGCUGUACUCCCUCAGCUUGCUCUCCCUAACUCCCUCACGAGUCAUGGAUGGAAAAAGGAUCUCCUCCUAUGACGACAGGUUCAUGGUGAAGCUGGCAGAAGAGACCAACGGGAUCAUUGUCUCCAAUGACCAAUUCCGGGACUUGGCAGAGGAGUCUGACAAGUGGAUGGCAAUCAUCAGAGAGCGCUUGCUGCCUUUCACCUUUGUGGGAAACCACUUCAUGGUUCCUGAUGACCCACUGGGGCGAAAUGGCCCCACCCUGGAUGAGUUCCUGAAGAAGCCAGCCAGGAAACAGGGAUCUUCUAAGGCUCAGAAUCCUUCCAGGGCCUUUGCAGAACAUGGUAAUCAGCAGCAGGGGAGGGAAGAGGAAAAAGGUACUGGUGGCAUUCGGAAGACCCGGGAGACCGAGAGGCUCCGGCGCCAGCUGCUGGAGGUGUUCCGGGGUCAGGAUCACAAGGUGGAUUUCAUCCUGCAGCGGGAACCAUACUGUCGGGACAUCAACCAACUGUCUGAGGCCCUGCUUGGUCUCAACUUUUGAGCCUCACUUGCUUUUGUGGCUGUUGCCCUGUUUAGCCUCCCUCAGCGCAGCACCUUCUGGGAGAGUCCCUCUGCUGUUCAUACUCUGACCCAGGCUUACUCUGAGUUGGUGAUUUGGGUCAGGGAAGCACUGGGGAAGAAUAUGUAAGUGAGGGACAUUUCUUGCCUGGGCCCUUUGGGGGCAGAUCCACAAACUGACCCAAUGUCAAGAGAAGACCGCAGCCAGCUCUCAAGAGGUCUGCUCAGCUUUAACUUUUCAACCUUGUUUUUAACACAGGGCUUCAAGAAAGAGUAAAUCCUGGAGAUUGGGACUGUGGCUGAGUUGGGCAGAGGCUAGGGUGGGCCAGAGGUGGCAAAAAAGCUGAGUCUUUCCUCUCCCUUGCUGCUGCUUUGGUUGGCCAGAGGACAGGAAGCUCUGCUGGCUGGGCUGUCUCCUGGGAGUGUCAAAGGGAAUGCUGGACCCUGGAGGGGCUAUAGAGUAUUGGGUUGCAGGGAGGUAGCAAUGAGCUGGUGACAAAGGCAGAGGGAGACCUGGUUUCCAGUCCAGAUAUGCCUGCCUGUGACCUUGAGCUGCUUGGCCUUUACUUCUGCCUGUAAAUCAGAAGUAAAACUACCUGUUGGGAGGAGAUAUGAGAUCAUAGAGGAAAGCUCCUUGGAGGAAAGUACUUAGACAAAGUCUCAGGUAUGUCUGCCUGUGGCUGCACAGGCUCCCUAACCAAACCUCACUUUCAGAGAUGUGGGUCCUCCAUGUCCAGGGUCCAUGCCCUAGAUUUUAACACUGUGUCCUUGUAUAACAUGCCCUAUAAUGGCUGCAUCCCUUUUGGGCAACCUUUAAAGUCCACAUUUACAAGAUAGUUCAAUUAGGACUGACUGUUUGCAUUACCGAAAUACUCUCAGGGUUCCUAUAAAUGGCAGCUCUUCUGUUAUAUUCAAGGGUUUGUUUACAGUAUAUAUGUCAAAAAGCCCAGUUAGAUCCUCUAGCUGAAAUGUUGACAGCAUUCACCAAAUUGAUGAAGCCAUGCUGUGCAAUGACAAUGUAGAUGUGAUCGGCCCCUAAAGUUUUCAUUAUGGAAGACAUAGGUUGCUUAAAGUAAGGCACAGUUCUGUUUGGUGUAUGUGUGGAGGUGGGAGGGCUAUGAAAGUUUUAUUAGAUGAACCAAUUAUCUAGAAAAUGAAAACUGAAGAAUCAGAGUUGGAAGGAUCUGAUUGGCCACAAGACCAAACCCACUGUCCAUCAUAACAUGUUCUUUCCAUCCUGAUUCCCACAGGACAGUGCCUUGUAUCUGUUUGAAUUCUUCCUCUUCUGGGGCAUUUUCUUCCAGCAAGGCAGCACAUUCCUCCUGGGGACAGUAUUAAUCAGUAGUCUGUCUUCUAGUGUAGCCUAAACUAUGCUUUUAUGUUACUGCUCCUUCCCCCAGGAAUAACAGUCAACUUUCCUAGAGUCCAAGACCAAAUAAAAAGAUAAGACAGUUA